Molecule: messenger RNA, 1232 nt
Organism: Bombus terrestris (buff-tailed bumblebee)
Lineage: Eukaryota; Metazoa; Arthropoda; Insecta; Hymenoptera; Apidae
Exons: 1
Coding region: 1-1035 (344 amino acids)
Biological process (GO): sensory perception of taste
Cellular component (GO): membrane
Source: RefSeq, a predicted model, not a curated record
AUGUUUAGUCAACCGCGGAAACUUGAACCAAGGACAAAUAAAAAACUUAAAUCAUCGUCGUUAUACUUCAGGAGUUACACGUCUUUAAUAAGUCCCGGUGCUUCUAUCAAUCGUUUAAUGGGAUUUUUACCAUACAAACUCGAAUCAUCGAAACUUGUGUAUUCGAAAUCAUACUUUGUUUUCUCUACAAUUUCUAUGAUUAUUUAUUCGAUCUGCGUAAUUCUUUCUCUGUUCCAAGUCAACUUUUCUUCUGUGCAGCUUCCAACACUUGCAAAUAAGUUACAUAUUACUCUCGUAUUUCUUUGUGGGCCUGUGAUUUUCAUCUCGGCUUAUGCCAAAAAUCAGUCAAUGAUCCGAGUGAUCGAUGGUAUCUCGAAUGUUUCUCGUGUACUGUCAUCAGAAACUUGGCAUAAAGUGGCUACAAGAAUUGUUAUAAAAGAUAUCUUAAUCCUGACACCAUAUAUGUGCUACGUUCCAGUUACCAUCUUCUACGUAAAUUUUAUUUUUGGUUAUAUCUGCUGGUAUACUUUUCUCGGUGUCAACGCACUUAUUAGUUUGUACACGAAUAACGUAUACGUGCUAAAUGCCUGUUUUAAGCACAUAAACGAUUCUUUAGUGCAAGUGAAGGAAAUUCUAGUUAAUGAUGAGCCUCAUCUACUCAGGAGAGUCUAUCAUAUGCAGAAGAAUCCUAUAUUGUUGACGAAGUUGAGGGCUCUUAAAAAGCAACAUCUAGAGAUGAGCGAAAUCGUUCAGCUACUGAAUAAUACGUGUAGCAUGCAGAUCGAGGCCAUGUUAACAAUAAUGUUCAUCGACAUUACGUUCAAUAUGUACAAUUAUUUAUCCAUGCGCAAAGAAAUGGGCGAAGUGAAAUCGCUGACUCUUACUCUUGGCUUCGCGAUUUAUUACAUCGUACAUGUAAUUAUCACAGUUGCGGUCGUUGAAAUUACCAGGGAUCAAAUGCAGAAAACUGGCUGCGACGUUCAUCGAAUUCUUGUACAUACUUUCGACGAGCAGGUGACGACGGAGGUAAGAUGAAACGAUUACUUUACUAUCGAUGAUUUAUGUUGAAAGCAUAAACAUGACAUAGUAUGGAAGAAAUAUAUUGAAAUUGUACUCAAUGUACGUGAUUCUAGUUGGAGUUGUUUUCGUUGCAAGUGCUACAAAAGGGUAACGCGUUCGUGAUGAAGGGGCUCGUAAUAGAUGCAACCCUUUUGGCAAAGGUAAUAGGAAAU